Molecule: messenger RNA, 559 nt
Organism: Lepus europaeus (European hare)
Lineage: Eukaryota; Metazoa; Chordata; Mammalia; Lagomorpha; Leporidae
Gene: LGALS1
Product: galectin 1
Exons: 4
Coding region: 104-508 (134 amino acids)
Molecular function (GO): carbohydrate binding; laminin binding
Source: RefSeq, a predicted model, not a curated record
GGCCACUUAAAAAAGGGAGAGCCAUCAGGGGCCAUCUCUCGGGCGGAGCCUUCCUGACAGCCGGUGCUGCAGCCUUGGGAUCACCCAUCGUCCCACUUCAAUCAUGGCUGGUCUGGUGGCCAACAACCUGAAACUCCAGCCUGGGCAGAGCCUCCUGGUGCGUGGCGAGGUGGCCCCCAGCGCCAGUCGCUUCAUCGUGAACCUGGGCCAAGACAUGGACAACCUGUGCCUGCACUUCAACCCCCGCUUCAACUCCCAAGGGGACACCAACACCAUCGUGUGCAACAGCAAGGAGAAGGGCGUCUGGGGGGUGGAGCACCGCGAGAAGGCGUUUCCUUUCCAGCCGGGCAGCCUGGCCGAGGUGACUUUCUCCUUUAACAAGGAGGAUCUGCUCAUCAAGCUGCCGGACGGGCACACGUUCAAGUUCCCCAACCGCCUCAACCUGGAGACCAUCGACUACCUGCACACCAGUGAUGACUUCAAGGUCAAAUGUAUGACCAUCGACUGACGCCUGCAGGCUCACGGUUCUCAAUAAAGGCAGCUGCCUCUGCACCCCGAA